AUGACCAUCACCGAGCAUCCCUGGUGGAAGAAUGCCACCAUCUACCAAAUCUACCCGGCGAGUUUCAAAGACUCCAACGGAGACGGCCUGGGCGACCUUCCAGGCAUCUUGUCCGAGAUCGACUACAUCAAGUCUCUUGGCGUUGACGCAAUCUGGAUCAGCCCCAUGUACGACAGCCCUCAGUAUGACAUGGGAUACGACAUUUCCGACUAUGAGAAGGUCUAUCCCCCAUAUGGCACGGUUGAGGACAUGGAGCGCAUCAUCGAGGCCUCCCACGCACGCGGUAUGCGUGUGCUGCUCGAUCUUGUUGUGAACCACACCUCGCACGAGCACGCGUGGUUCAAGGAGGCGCGGUCGUCGAAGGAGAACCCCAAGCGCGACUGGUACGUCUGGAGGCCUGCCAAGUACGACGCGCAGGGCAACCGCAAGCCGCCGAACAACUGGCGCAGCAACUUCGGCGGCAGUGCCUGGGAGUGGGAUGAAGCGACGCAGGAGUACUAUCUGCACCUCUUUUGCCCGGAGCAGCCGGACUUGAACUGGGAGAACGCCGAGACCCGUGCCGCUAUUUAUGAGUCUGCAAUGGAAUUCUGGCUGCGGAAGGGAGUUGAUGGCUUCCGUGUUGACACUGUGAAUAUGUACAGCAAGCACCAAGACUUCGCCGACGCCGCCAUCAUCGACCCGCACACGCCGUGGCAACGCGCCUCGUCCAUGUACUGCAACGGGCCGCGCAUGCACGAGUUCCUGAGCGAGAUGAACGACGUGCUGUCCAAGUACGGCGCCAUGACGGUGGGCGAGCUGCCGCACACGCACGAGCGCGACCACGUGCUGCGCUACGUGUCGGCCUCCGCGCGGCAGCUGGACAUGACCUUCAUGUUCGAUGUCGUCAACAUCGGCUUCGGCUCCGACCAGCGCUUCGACACGGAGCCCCGCGCGUGGCGGCUGCGCGAACUCAAGGCCGCCGUGCUGCGCACCCAGGACAUCAUCGACGGCACCGACGCCUGGACCACCUCGUUCAUCGAGAACCACGACCAGGCCCGCUCCAUCUCCCGCUUCGGCUCCGACCGCUCCCCCCAGCUGCGUGACGUCAGCGGCAAGAUGCUGGCCCUCUUGCUGUCGUCCCUGUCCGGCACCCUGUUCGUCUACCAGGGCCAGGAGAUCGGCAUGGUCAACGCCCCCGAGAGCUGGUCUAUCGACGAGUACAAGGACGUCGAUAGCAAGAACUUCUCCGCUUUCAUGGAGGAGCGGUACAAUGGCGAGGCGGCGCCCCGCGUCAAGGCUGCCCUGCAGCACCUUGCGCGCGACCAUGCUCGCCUGCCUAUGCAGUGGGAUGCGUCGUACCAGGCUGGCUUCACAACCUCGGACAAGCCGUGGAUGCGUGUGCACGACAACUACAAGGAAGUCAACGUGCAGACUGAGACGGCGAAGAAGGACUCCAUCCUGGCUUUUUGGCGCCAGAUGUUGCGCUUGCGGAAGGAGUUCGCGCCCAGCCUGGUGUUUGGAACGGUGCAGAUCCACGAUUUGGAGAAUGAGAAGACUUUUGUGUUUGAGAAGAAGGGGAAGGGUCAGAGUGCUGUGGUGGCGCUGAACUUCACCGAAGAGGAUGUCCCGGUCGAGGUACCUGGGAAGGCCGGAAAGAAGCUCGUGGCUAGUAAUUAUGAAGAUGAGGUUGAGGGUCUGCUGAGGCCAUUUGAGGGCAGGGUCUGGAUUGGUUCGUGA
Messenger RNA from Lasiodiplodia theobromae, 1716 nucleotides. Its product is annotated as Glucan-alpha-glucosidase. Lineage: Eukaryota; Fungi; Ascomycota; Dothideomycetes; Botryosphaeriales; Botryosphaeriaceae. The transcript is spliced from 3 exons. Bases 1 to 1716 code for a protein of 571 amino acids. Gene Ontology annotation, biological process: oligosaccharide catabolic process. The record is from RefSeq and is a predicted model, not a curated record. Gene Ontology annotation, molecular function: alpha-amylase activity.